UCUAAGAAUCAUACUUUCAUGUGAAUUUUGUAGUAAAAAUCAAUUGAACCAGUUUUUUCUAUUUUAUAAAAUUUUUAAUGAUUUAUUUAAUCAAAUUGGAUGAUCUGGUUGAAUCUUGAACCGAUAUUUUUAACUAAUUUGAUGGUAAAGAAGUAAAGCAUUUCUUGUGGGAAAAUCCAAAGUUUAUGCAAAUACCAGCUCAUCUGGUCUGAAGCUCCAAAUAAAGUAACAAAUCCCUGUGCUGUUCAACUUGUCAAAAGUUUUUUUGUUGGUUAAAAUCAGUAAAAAAGAGAUUGACAUAAAGGUCUAAUACAGAAAGUGGAAGAAAAAGAAGAAAAAAACAUGGUGGUUUCUUCCACGUGUCAAAGGCCCAAACUUGCUCCAUGAAGAGAACCUCCAGCCUGCUUUCUUACAAGCCUUAAACAUUCCUUGAGAUUUGCUAAACAUAGGAUUAAAAAUAUAUUCUCAUUUAUUUUUAAUAGAUUUCUUCUAAAAAAAGGGGGAUGGAUUAAGGAUGAUGAAAUGGGAGGGAACCUACUUUUAGGCACAAGGAGAUUAUCUGUCAGAAAUACUAAAUGGAUAUUAGAGAAAGCUCAGAGAAUAAUGGCAACCCUCUACUCCAUUUCUCAUAUUUCUCAUUAUUCUCUCUAUAUCUUUGUCAUUUGUUGCCAUUCUUUUGGCUUCUAAGGUCUCCCUGGUUCUGAUCCAUCUCAAAAACCAUGGGGGACAGAAUAGAAGCAUCUGUUCCUACAUGUGCUGAAAGUUCCGAUAAAACUGGCACCGAAAAGAAGAAAUGGGAGCCUCUUCGUUUUAUAAGGAGAAAACCUCGAACUUCUUUCUCCGACUCAGUUACAUCUAUUGACUUGACAUCUUUAGGCGCCGAAUUGAAGAGAAUCGAUGCACUGUCUCCAAAAGGUGAUCUUCAAGAUUGCUCAAGGACUGCAGAACCUCUAGAACUAACAAAUGAAGCAUCAGAAGAAUCUAGCUCCGCAACGGACUCUGAAGGCCAACUGAGUUUGACUGGUCUUGUUCAUCUGCGCGGCUUCUUUCGUUUACUGAAAAAAGGACCCGGAAUCCCUUCUCAAGUAUUGCCUCCUCUAAUACCUAAGCUUCCGUUAAAGAGGGGCAAAAAAGGCGGAGAAGACACGGUUCCACUAGAUUCCGCUCUGGAUGCAGAAUUACGCUGUUUAAAAUCUUCCUGGAAGAACUUUUCACUCUCAGAGCUUCAGGAAGCAACCAAUAACUUCAGCCAUGAAAAUUUGAUAGGUCAAGGAGGGUAUGCAGAAGUUUACAAAGGGCAAUUGAAAGACAGGAAGUUUGUUGCAAUUAAGCGGCUAAUGAAAGGUUCACCGGAAGAGAUGAUCGAGGAUUUCUUGUCUGAGCUUGGAAUUAUGGUUCAUCUGGACCAUCCCAAUAUUGCUAAAAUGAUUGGUUAUGGGGUUGAAGGGGGCAUGUACCUUGUUCUUCAAUUGUCUCCCCAUGGAAGCCUGUCAUCGUUACUUUACGGCCCCAAGGAGAAACUGACUUGGAGCAUCAGAUUCAAGAUUGCUGUCGGGACUGCCGAAGGCCUUAGCUAUCUUCAUGAAGGUUGCCAGCGGAGAAUUAUCCAUAAAGAUAUCAAGGCAGCAAACGUAUUGCUUUCCGAGAACUUUGAUGCUCAGAUUUCUGAUUUUGGCCUUUCAAAGUGGUUACCCGAUAAUUGGACACAUCAUACCGUCUACAAAGUCGAAGGCACAUUUGGUUACCUUGCUCCUGAGCUUUUCAUGCACGGCAUAGUCGAUGAAAAAACAGAUGUCUAUGCUUUCGGCGUACUACUGUUGGAACUCAUCACCGGGAGGCGAGCUGUCGAUAGUUCACAAAAAAGCCUUGUUAUCUUGGCAAAACCAUUGAUUGCAGAAAAUAAGAUCAACGAGCUCGUUGAUCCAGCUCUCGGGAAUAACUAUGACCUGGACCAGUUAAAAUGUGCCAUUGCAACAGCUUCUAUUUGUAUAAAUCAGUCAUCGAUGGAUCGACCCCAAAUGAGUCAGGUUGUAGGCAUGCUUAAAGGUGAUCCUAAAUGCCUUGAGAUGCUGAAAGAACAAGAAAAGUGCCCUCAUCGGAGGACUUUCUCCGACGAGAUCUUUCAUACAGAAGAAUACAAUUCAACUAACUGUUUGAAUGGUCAAAAUUCUCAGAAUGACAAAGUUUCAUAAUGUUUUUUUUUUUUUGUUAAAUAUAUAUUCUGAAAUUUGGUUCUUCUCCAAGAAUUAUUUUUUUCCAAA
Molecule: messenger RNA, 2261 nt
Organism: Gossypium raimondii (Peruvian cotton)
Lineage: Eukaryota; Viridiplantae; Streptophyta; Magnoliopsida; Malvales; Malvaceae
Product: receptor-like cytosolic serine/threonine-protein kinase RBK2
Exons: 9
Coding region: 720-2192 (490 amino acids)
Biological process (GO): protein phosphorylation
Molecular function (GO): protein kinase activity; ATP binding
Source: RefSeq, a predicted model, not a curated record